Messenger RNA from Microthlaspi erraticum, 1059 nucleotides. NCBI's taxonomy places the organism in Eukaryota, Viridiplantae, Streptophyta, Magnoliopsida, Brassicales, Brassicaceae. The record is from the annotation of a GenBank genome assembly.
AUGUCGAAGUUUAGUGUUCUGGAUCUCGCACCGGGGCUUGGUGGAAAGACCGAUGUCCUCACAGCCGUUGAUAAGUAUGAGAAAUAUCAUGCUAUCCAUGGUGGAGAAGUUGUUGAGAGAAAAGAAAACUAUAGUGAAAUGGUUAACACAUAUUAUGAUCUUGCUACUCGCUUUUAUGAGUUUGGAUGGGGAGAAUCAUUCCAUUUUGCCCACAGAUGGAAAGGAGAAUCUCUUCGGGAGAGUAUAAAACGACAUGAGCACUUCAUCGCUCUGCAGCUUGACGUUAAACCAGGAUACAAGGUGCUGGAUGUAGGAUGUGGAAUUGGUGGUCCAAUGAGAGAAAUUGCACGCUUUAGUAAUGUGUGCGUUACUGGAGUCAACAAUAAUGAAUACCAGAUAAAAAGAGGCAAGAAACUAAACCAGCUUGCUGGUCUGGACCAAGCUUGUAACUUUGUCAAGGCUAACUUCAUGCAAAUGCCAUUCCCUGACAACAGUUUUGAUGCGGUGUACGCGAUAGAAGCAACCUGCCAUGCACCUGAUGUGUAUGGAUGCUACAAAGAGAUUUACAGAGUGUUAAAGCCUGGACAACAAUUUGCUCUCUAUGAGUGGGGCCUCAACGAUGCAUUUGACCCCAAUAAUGAAGAACAUCAGAAGAUAAAGGCAAUGGUAGAGAUUGGAAAUGCUAUUCCCGAGAUAAGACCGGCUACGAUAUGCCUCGAUGCUUUGAAGCAAGCAGGUUUUCAAGUAAUAUGGGAAAAAGAUCUCGCAAAGGAUUCGCCUGUCCAGUGGUACUUACCUCUAGAUACAACUCAUUUUUCACUUCUCAGCUUCCGCGUUACAACCGUUGGAAAAUUUCUAACCGAAAAACUGAUGAAGGCCUUAGAAUACGUAAGAAUCGUUCCAGAAGGAACCCAAAGAAUUCAAGCUCUACUAGAAAAAGCCGCAAAUGGGUUGGUUGAUGGUGGAAAGAAAGAGCUUUUCACGCCAAUGUAUUUCGUCUUAGCUCGAAAGCCAGAUUCAGAAAACAAGCAAUUGCACUUCGUAAAUCGAGACGACUAA